GCUGGACCAGUGCAAUACGGGAAGCGAACCCGGCCCGGCCCGGCAAGGCCCUGUGGUGGCCCGGAUAGUGGGCCGGUCACUCUGGAGGCUCCCGGGCCCCUGUUCCCUCCCUUUCCCCCCGGUCCAUGGUGCGAGUCUGGGAGCCGUCGCCCGGGCCGGACCGCGCCAUAUCAGAAGGGCACAAGUCAGAAAUCACCAUGCCCCCCAACAAAGAGGCCAAUGGCUUUGCCAGCCCCCCCACAGGGCUCAUCUGCCUCCCUCCUAUCUCAGAGGAGCUGCAGCUGGUGUGGACGCAGGCUGCCCAGACCAGUGAGCUAGAUGGCAACGAGCACUUGUUACGGACUUUCAGUUACUUUCCCUACCCCAGCCUAGCAGACAUUGCUCUGCUCUGCCUUCGGUAUGGACUGCAGAUGGAGAAGGUUAAGACCUGGUUUAUGGCCCAGCGCCUCCGCUGUGGCAUCAGCUGGUCAUCAGAAGAGAUUGAGGAGACUCGUGCACGGGUUGUUUACAACCGGGACCAACUCUACUUCAAAUCACUUCUUUCUCUCACUCAUCAUGCAGGGCGACCCCCUGAGGAUGUUCCACCCACCCCAGUGCCACCCCCAGACUCAGCUGCCACCCACAUUGGCCCUCUGACACUCAGUGAGCCCCCUCAGGUGAAACGAUUGAAGAUAGAACCUGAAGAGUCCUCCUUACUACCCUUGAGCCACCACAAGGCCAAAGAACCCCUGGUUGCACCUGGCAGUGGGGCCUUUCCCCAUCAACCUGGUUUCUGGCAGGAACUGCAAAGUGGUCUCUCCAAGGAGCUGAUAAGCAGAGGUCCUGACCGUCAACCACAUAGCCUGGGAACUACUGUCUGGGACCAUUCUACUAGCUUCCAUCUGUCACACACUCGGGACAGGCCCUCAUCUAUUACAUUACUUGCCAAUAAUUGCAAGCAGGAGCCAUCAUCCAUCAUGCCUUCUUCCUCUUUCCAAGUAAUGGCUAAUGGAGUCACUGCCUCCUCUAAACCCCUUCAAUCGCUGGGAUGUGUUCCUCAGCCACCCUCCCCCAACGAACAGGCACUACCUCCACAUUUGGAGCCAGCCUGGCCCCAGGGUCUAAGACAUAGCCCAGGACCAGGCAGAGUUGCUCCAGGUGAGUACUACUUCCCAGAUAUGCAGCGUCAACGGAAGACCAAGCGCAAGACCAAAGAGCAACUGGCUAUUCUAAAGUCCUUCUUUUUACAGUGUCAGUGGGCUCGGCGUGAGGAUUACUGUAAACUGGAACAAAUCACUGGCCUGCCUAGGCCUGAGAUAAUCCAGUGGUUUGGUGACACCCGCUAUGCUCUGAAGCAUGGCCAGCUAAAAUGGUUUCGGGAUAAUGCAGUGCCUGGUACCCCUAGUUACCAGGAACCACCUACCCCUACUCCACAACCCCUAGCCCGGGAAUGGGCUGAGAUGCCACCACCACCCCUCCCACCCCCUCCCCCAGACACAAGUCCCCUGGAACGGUACUGGACAGCUCACCAACAUUUACAAGAAGAUGACCUCCCUCAACUGAGUCUAGAGUCAGGGUUGAGCACCCAGCAAGUGUUAGACUGGUUCUACUCUCAUUCACCUGAGCCAGCAGAGGUGGUAGUUUGUCUGGAUGAAGAGGAUGAAGAAGAGGAAGAAGAGCUUCCAGAAGAGGAUGGGGGUGAGGAAGAAGAGGAGGAAGAAGAGGAAGAGGAUGAAGUGAUCAUACAAGAUUGAGUGGGGAAUUGGGGAGGGGGGUUGUUAUUAGAAGAUGAACCAACUUAGUGACUGUUUAAACAAAAAAAAAAAACCCACAUUUUUCGUACCUUGUUGACAAAGAACUGAAAGGCUGUGUGUUUGGUAGGGGAAAGGUGGGGACACAGGCACAAAAUGUGAGGGUCUUGGGGUGGGGGUGGGGCAGAAGACCAGAAAUACUGUUCUGCUUGUCUUUU
This is a messenger RNA of Dromiciops gliroides (monito del monte), 1948 nucleotides long. It is a transcript of the gene HOMEZ, whose product is annotated as homeobox and leucine zipper encoding. Gene Ontology annotation, molecular function: DNA-binding transcription factor activity, RNA polymerase II-specific; DNA binding. The transcript has 2 exons. The coding region runs from base 126 to 1733 and encodes 535 amino acids. Gene Ontology annotation, biological process: regulation of transcription by RNA polymerase II. Gene Ontology annotation, cellular component: nucleus. NCBI's taxonomy places the organism in Eukaryota, Metazoa, Chordata, Mammalia, Microbiotheria, Microbiotheriidae. The record is from RefSeq and is a predicted model, not a curated record.